AUGUUGCUGCUCGACUUCCAGAACGUGCUGAUCCAGAAUGUGUUGACGGAGCGUUUCUCAGGUGCUCCCCCCGUCUCCAUCGACCAGACCGUCUCCGACUUUGACGGCGUCCUCUUCCACAUCUCCACGCCCGAGUCCAAGACCAAGAUCCAGAUUUCGAUCCUGCUGCGCUGCUACGACGACCUCGUCAAGUACGGCGCCCAGGAUGUGCUGCAGCGCGAGUACGGCGACUACAUUGUCGCGCCGGAGCCGGGCUUCCAGUUCUCGAUUGUCGUCGACCUCGAGCGGCUGCCGGCCGAGCCCGAGGCGCGCGAGGCGCUCGUCACCAAGAUUGCGCUGCUCAAGCGCAACAUGAUGGCGGCGCCGUUUGAGGCCGCGUUUGCCGAGUACUACCAGCUCAAGGAGGCCGCGUCCAAGUACACGUCGGAGGAGGCGCCGCAGGGCGUGCGCGAGGGCGGCGAGGUCAUGGCGAUCCACUACCGCGAGGAGGAGGCCAUCUACUGCAAGGCGAGCCACGACCGCGUGACCGUCAUCUUCUCGACCGUCUUCCGCGAGGAGACGGACCACGUGUUCGGCAAGGUGUUUAUCCAGGAGUUUGUCGACGCGCGCCGGCGCGCCAUCCAGAACGCGCCGCAGGUGCUGUUCCGCACCGACCCGCCGCUGGAGCUGCAGGGCGUGCCGGGCGUCCGGAACACGGGCACGGGCGAGAUCGGCUACGUGACGUUUGUGCUGUUCCCGCGCCACCUGACGCCGCAGCGCAUGCCCGAGGUCAUCUCGCACAUCCAGACGUUCCGGGACUACUUCCACUACCACAUCAAGGCGUCCAAGGCCUACAUCCACUCGCGGAUGCGGAGGCGGACGGCCGACUUUUUGCAGGUCCUGCGGAGAGCCCGGCCGGACAGCGAGGAGAAGGAGCGCAAGACGGCCAGUGGCCGUACAUUCAAAGCGCAGUAG
This is a messenger RNA of Sporothrix brasiliensis 5110, 954 nucleotides long. RefSeq lists its product as uncharacterized. Gene Ontology annotation, biological process: Arp2/3 complex-mediated actin nucleation; actin filament polymerization. The transcript has 3 exons. Lineage: Eukaryota; Fungi; Ascomycota; Sordariomycetes; Ophiostomatales; Ophiostomataceae. The record is from RefSeq and is a predicted model, not a curated record. Bases 1 to 954 code for a protein of 317 amino acids. Gene Ontology annotation, molecular function: actin filament binding; structural constituent of cytoskeleton. Gene Ontology annotation, cellular component: actin cytoskeleton; Arp2/3 protein complex.